Acipenser ruthenus (sterlet) is the source of this 2315-nucleotide messenger RNA. Its product is annotated as regulator of G-protein signaling 7. Gene Ontology annotation, biological process: regulation of G protein-coupled receptor signaling pathway; intracellular signal transduction; G protein-coupled receptor signaling pathway. The transcript is spliced from 19 exons. The record is from RefSeq and is a predicted model, not a curated record. NCBI's taxonomy places the organism in Eukaryota, Metazoa, Chordata, Actinopteri, Acipenseriformes, Acipenseridae. Bases 289 to 1707 code for a protein of 472 amino acids.
GAGAGAGUUUGUAUUUGUGUGUGUAUUUCUGUGCCGCGCACCUUUAUUCUUCAGCAUCUUUGAGGUAGUAGAGAGAAGCAGGUCUGCAUCUGCUCCAUCGUUUCCAAUGAAUUAUCAUUACAUUCCUGCGUCCGCCAGCUGACAAACUGCACAGCACGUUGUGGAGAGAAAGAGGAUUUUGUAUUAUUAUUAUUAUUAUUAUUAUUAUUAUUAUUAUUAUUAUUAUUAUUACUCAUCGCUUAUCAGAGCAGCGAUUGUCAAGAUUCGAGCUUCUGAUCAGAUUGAGUCAUGGCGCAGGGAAAUAAUUAUGGGCAAAGCAGCAACGGGGUGACGGAUGAAUCUCCAAACAUGCUUGUCUACAGAAAGAUGGAAGAUAUCAUAGCACGUAUGCAAGAAGAUAAAAACGGGAUUCCCAUCCGUACAGUGAAAAGUUUUUUGUCGAAGAUUCCCAGUGUUUUUUCUGGUUCUGAUAUUGUACAGUGGAUGAUCAAAAACCUGAGUAUUGAAGAUCAAGUGGAGGCCCUGCACGUUGGAACCUUGAUAGCAGCACACGGAUACUUCUUUCCAAUCUCAGACCAUGUACUAACCCUAAAGGACGAUGGCACAUUCUACAGAUUUCAAACACCAUACUUUUGGCCAUCGAACUGUUGGGAGCCUGAAAACACUGACUAUGCGGUUUACCUCUGCAAGCGAACAAUGCAAAACAAAGCAAGACUGGAGCUUGCAGACUAUGAAGCUGAAAGCUUAGCCAGGCUACAGAGAGCAUUUGCUCGGAAAUGGGAAUUUAUAUUUAUGCAAGCAGAAGCACAAGCAAAAGUCGACAAGAAACGAGACAAAAUUGAAAGGAAGAUACUUGAUAGUCAAGAAAGAGCCUUUUGGGAUGUUCACAGGCCAGUUCCUGGUUGUGUAAACACUACUGAAGUUGACAUAAAGAAAUCUUCAAGAAUGAAAAAUCCUCAUAAAACCAGAAAGUCUGUAUACGGAUUACAGAAUGAUAUACGAAGUCAUAGUCCUACCCACACGCCAGCUCCUGAAGCCAAGCAGCCAACUGCAGAAGAGUUGCAAGACAAGAUAAAGUUCUGGCAAGUUCAAUUAGAUAGGCAUAGAUUAAAAAUGUCUAAAGUUGCAGAAAGUUUAUUAGGCUACACAGAACAGUACAUUGAAUAUGACCCAUUUCUCACACCUCCUGACCCUUCAAAUCCCUGGAUUUCAGAUGAUACCUCCAUCUGGGAGUUAGAAGCGAGCAAAGAGCCUGGCCAGCAGAGGGUGAAGCGAUGGGCCUUUGGUAUUAAUGAAGUUUUAAAAGAUCAAGUGGGGCGAGAGCAGUUUCUCAAGUUUCUGGAGUCUGAGUUCAGCUCAGAAAAUCUGAGGUUCUGGUUAGCAGUCCAAGAGUUGAAAAAAAGGCCCAUUCGUGAGGUACCGACUCGAGUCCAGGAGAUAUGGCUGGAAUUUCUGGCUCCUGGGGCUCCCAGUGCCAUCAAUGUAGACUCAAAAAGUUACGGCAAAACAACGCAAAACGUGAAAGACCCUGGUAGAUACACUUUUGAGGAUGCUCAGGAGCACAUUUACAAGCUGAUGAAAAGUGAUUCCUAUGCUCGUUUCAUACGCUCCGGUGCCUACCAGGAACUGCUACAGGCCAAGAAAAAGGACCGUAGAACCUCAUUUGAAAAAUUUACUCGCAAUGUGAAAAGUAAGAACUUAUUUUGAAGGAUUUUGCUUCCAGGGAAAAUCGCUUACUUCUAAGAGGCUGUCAGGUCUUGUGCAGUCAUAUUAAACAAUACAAACCUUCUCUUGGAAGAUGAUCAUUCCAUUUAUACAUAAUUGUAGUCCACUGUUCACUCAGCGAAAUCAGAGGACAGUAGACCAGUUGUUGCAUGUCUGAGGAACUAGGGUUUUUUUUUUUUUUUUCUCCUGUGUGUGGUAAGGCAGUAUGGACUUCUAAUGCCUUUCAGUUUUGUAGUCAUCUGCUCACUUCCUUUCAUAUCCGCUGGAUCUGUGUGUUUAUCGCCAGCUGUACAUUGAAAUAAUAAUUUUAAAAAGCUUCUGCCUUGGAACAUCACCUACCAAACAGAAGCAUAACAAAGUAUGCAUAUAUUAUUGGAAAUACAUAUGCCAUUUGUCAUUUACUGCACCACAAGAGCUAGCACAGAAGGUUCCCAUCACACUUGUAAAGUCACGUUCUGAAAACAACAAAAGCUGUGUCAUUGUCCAAUGUAGUCUGUGAUUCUUUGUUACUGUUUCUUGCAUUUCUUUUUUAUACCAUAUUUCAAAACACCUUUUACUUAAAAUGUAUUAAAGUUGGCCCUUUGUCUGUU